Striga hermonthica is the source of this 1623-nucleotide messenger RNA. The record is from the annotation of a GenBank genome assembly. Lineage: Eukaryota; Viridiplantae; Streptophyta; Magnoliopsida; Lamiales; Orobanchaceae.
AUGCUUUCCGGCCCGACUAGCCUCAACCGGCAAGUACUCGCCGCCGUCGACCGCUGCCGCCACCUCAGCCACCUCCACCAGCUUCAGGCCCGCCUCGUCAGGCUCGGCCAUGGCGCCACCCAUUUCUAUACCUUCAAGCUCAUCCGCCUCUGCGCCACCCGCCUCCGCCACAUCCCCUACUCCCGCCGCCUGCUCGACGCCUUCCCCUCCCCCAACGCCCACCUCUACGCCGCCGUCAUCUCCGCCUACGCCGACGUCUCCGACCACGCCUCCGCCGCACUCCUCUACCGCGACGUGGUGCGCGCGCGUGGGCCCGGGCCCGGGCCCAACCACUUCCUGCUCUCCAUUGCCCUCCGCUCGUGGCCCGAGCUCCUCAGGAGCCACGGCGUGGAGCUGAUCCAUGCCCAGGUCGUCAAAUCUGGCUACGGCGGGCACACGGCCGUGCAGACGGCUGUUCUGAUCUCAUACUCUAGGUCCGUCGACCAAAUGGCCCUCGCCCGGAAGGUGUUCGACGAAAUGCCUGAGAAGAACGUGGUUUCCUGGACGGCCCUGAUUUCCGGCUACUCAAAAGCAGGCCAGGCCGGGAAUGCUGUGUUACUCUUUGAAGAGACACCUGAGACUAUCAGAGACACCCCAUUAUGGAACUGUAUAAUCUCAGGCUGCAUACAAAACGGGCUGUUCUCCGAGGCCCUCGAGUUCUUCCAAAGGAUGGUUUUUGAAGAAGGCUCGCGUGCCAAAAACCGUCCUAACCAGGGGUCGUUCGUGUGCGUUCUCUCGGCAUUAGGUCAUGGUGGAAUGUUGGAGCUCGGGAGGUGUGUUCAUGGGCUGGUUUACCGAGCUGUGCUCGACUCCGACCUUUUUGUUGCCAAUGGACUGAUCGACAUGUACGGAAAGUGUGGGAGCCUCGAUACAUCGAGGACCAUUUUCGGCCGGUUGGCCGAACCGAACCUCACAUCGUGGAACUGUUUGAUAAAUUGCUAUGCCUUGCACGGUGGGUCCCACGAAGCCAUUUCGAUUUUCAACGACAUGAUCGAAUUUGGGAAGGGAGUGAAGCCCGACGGGGUGACUUUCGUCGGGCUCUUGAGCGCUUGUGUCCAUGGAGGUUUGGUAUCGGAGGGCCAUCUGUAUUUUAAUAUGAUGAUCGAGAAAUACGAAAUCGAGCCAGCGGUCGAGCAUUACGGAUGCUUGGUUGAUCUGCUCGGCCGGGCGGGAAGAUUUGAGGAGGCUAUGGGGGUCGUGAAGGGGAUGACUAAGGUCCCACCGGACGAGGUCGUAUGGGGCUCGUUGCUAAACGGGUGCAAGAUCCACGGGCGUGCAGACUUGGCUGAACUUGCGGUCAAGAAGCUGUUCGAGAUGGACCCGAGCAACGGGGGUUAUAGUGCGAUUUUGGCGAAUCUGUAUGGGGAAAUGGGGAAGUGGGACGAGGCACGUGAGGUGAGGAGGAAGCUGGCCGAGGGGAAUGUGUCGAAAGCGGCCGGGUGUAGCUGGAUUGAAGUCGAUGGCCGAGUUCAUAGUUUCUAUUCAUUGGAUAGAAAGCAUCAGAGGAAAGAGGAAAUAUAUCAGGUUCUGGAUUGUUUGCUUGAUACUUACAGGACUUUGUUUUUUUCUUACUGGGUCGUGUAG